AUGAUCUCUAAAGUACCAUAUAUCAAGCGCUCAAAAACAAUAACAUAUCUUAUCACACUCAACAUAUUGCUACAUUUUCCAAGCUUUGUUUUAGCGAAGGAUGAACAGUACUACUCAAGAAGAAAAAGUUGUAAACCCUCCACCAUCACUUGGGAGGAUUAUCACUGUGCUCAGCAUUGAUGGCGGUGGAGUUAGAGGCAUCAUACCGGCAGUCAUCCUUGCUUGUCUUGAAUCAAAACUCCAAGAACUCGACGGAACGGAUGCUAGGCUUGCAGACUACUUUGAUGUGGUUGCUGGAACUAGCACCGGGGGCCUUGUGACUGCGAUGCUCACGGCUCCGGACAAAGAUAACCGACCUUUAUUUGCGGCGAAGGAGAUUAAAGAUUUCUAUUUAGAGAACUGUCCUAAAAUAUUUCCUCAAAAAGGUUGUUGCAGUGGGAUUCUUUCUUGGGCGUUUAGUUUCACCAAGACGCUCAUGGGGCCAAAGUACAACGGCAAAUAUUUGCAUUCCAAAAUCCAACAACUGCUCGGGGAGACAAGGCUACAUCAAACCCUAACUAAUGUGGUUAUACCCGCUUUCGAUGUUAAUCUCCUCCAACCCACAAUCUUCUCAACGUUUCAGUCGAGAAGCAAUCCUCUCAAAAAUGCUCUUCUGUCCGACAUUUGCAUUAGCACCUCCGCAGCACCUACGUAUCUUCCUGCUCACUACUUCGAGACCAGAGACGCUCAAGGGACGGUCAGAAAAUUUCAUCUCGUUGAUGGAGGAGUUGCAGCCAAUAACCCGACAUUAACGGCUAUGAGCAUGGUGACAAAGGAGAUCUUCAAGCAAAACCAAGACUUCUUUCCCAUAAAGCCCAUGGAUUAUGGGAGAUUUGUAGUUCUUUCUCUGGGUACCGGUAGACCAAAAGAUGAAGGGAGAUACACAGCGAAAGAGGCAUCAAAAUGGGGUGUUUUUGGAUGGUUAUACAGUAAUGGGUAUACUCCUAUAAUUGAUAUGUUUAAUCAAGCAAGUGCCGAUAUGGUUGAUAUCCAUGCUUCCAUUCUUUUUCAAGCUCUCCAUUGUCAAAACAACUAUCUCCGCAUACAGGAUGAUACUUUGACCGGAGACACUUCAUCUGUGGACGUCUCAACUAAAGAGAACCUGUCAAAGCUUGCUGAGAUUGGCAACGAUCUCUUAAAGAAGCCAGUUUCAAGGGUGAACCUGGAGACUGGAAUUUCUGAGGCUGUUAACGGAGAGGGAACUAAUGAAGAGGAGCUCACGCGCUUUGCUAAACUCCUAUCCGACGAAAGAAGACUCAGGCAGUCAAAAACCACAGGGUGAUCGAUAAUUUGAGCAUCAAGUUCGCGAUAUAUAUAUGUUAUUAAUGCGCGCCAUCUUUUGUGGCGUGCCGUGAAUUUAUUAAUCUAUCGAUAUGUAAUAAUGUGAUCCUUUUGAGUGUUCAAAUAAUGAAGCAAAAGUUUGUCGCUUGAUUUCCUGGAAUAGAAUGAAAAAGAUGCACGAUGUGAUGUUUAUUUUGCUAAAUGUGAGUUGGAUGGGAUAGAUUGACCGCGAGU
Messenger RNA from Asparagus officinalis (garden asparagus), 1554 nucleotides. RefSeq names its product patatin-like protein 2. The record is from RefSeq and is a predicted model, not a curated record. The transcript has 6 exons. Gene Ontology annotation, molecular function: glycerophospholipase activity; monoacylglycerol lipase activity. Gene Ontology annotation, biological process: lipid metabolic process. Bases 101 to 1321 code for a protein of 406 amino acids. NCBI's taxonomy places the organism in Eukaryota, Viridiplantae, Streptophyta, Magnoliopsida, Asparagales, Asparagaceae.